Molecule: messenger RNA, 1893 nt
Organism: Misgurnus anguillicaudatus (oriental weatherfish)
Lineage: Eukaryota; Metazoa; Chordata; Actinopteri; Cypriniformes; Cobitidae
Gene: zp2l1
Product: zona pellucida glycoprotein 2, like 1
Biological process (GO): binding of sperm to zona pellucida; prevention of polyspermy
Cellular component (GO): egg coat
Molecular function (GO): structural constituent of egg coat; acrosin binding
Source: RefSeq, a predicted model, not a curated record
GUUACUUAGUACUUGUGUUCAGCUUUGGAACAAUGGCAGCACUUUGGGGCUUUUUAGGAUUUUUUGUACUUUGUGCCACUGGUAGCUUGUCUGCUGCGCUUUCUUUGGCACAAAAUCAAGUAGCCUUUCAAUGGCCUGGGCAACAAUCUCAACCUCUGAGUUCUCUGGUGAAGCAGCCACCAUCUCGGGCUAACCAGCCACCAGUGAACCAGCCACCAUCUUGGGCAAACCAGCCACCAUCUAGGGCGAACCAGCCACCAGUGAACCAGCCACCAUCUAGGGCGAACCAGCCACCAGUGAACCAGCCACCAUCUAGGGCGAACCAGCCACAAGUGAACCAGCCACCAUCUUGGGGGAUCCAGCCACAAGUGAACCAGCCACCAUCUCGGGGGAUCCAGCCACCAUCUCGGGGGAUCCAGCCACCAGUGAACCAGCCACCAUCUCGGGGGAUCCAGCCACCAGUGAACCAGCCACCAUCUUGGGCAAACCAGCCACCAUCUUGGGCAAACCAGCCACCAUCUAGGGCGAACCAGCCACCAGUGAACCAGCCACCAUCUAGGGCGAACCAGCCACAAGUGAACCAGCCACCAUCUCGGGGGAUCCAGCCACCAGUGAACCAGCCACCAUCUCGGGGGAUCCAGCCACCAGUGAACCAGCCACCAUCUCGGGGGAUCCAGCCACCAGUGAACCAGCCACCAUCUUGGGCAAACCAGCCACCAUCUCGGGUGAACCAGCCACCAGUGAACCAGCCACCAUCUCCAGUGAAGCAGCCACCAUCUCAGGCAGAGGCAAUUCAGACAUGUGUGGUAGAGGAUUAUGAAAAGGUGCAGUGUGGUGAGCCUAGCAUUACUCCUGCAAAUUGCCAAGCUAUAAACUGCUGUUUUGAUGGACACCAGUGCUAUUAUGGCAAAACUGUGACUGUUCAAUGCACACGAGAUGGGCAAUUUGUGAUCGUGGUAGCCAGAGACAUUACUCUCCCUAGUUUGAGCCUGGAUUCUAUCAGCCUUUUGGGAGGAAGAGACCCACCCUGUGGGCCUGUUGGUACCACUGCAUCUUUUGCCAUUUACCAGUUCCCUGUCACUGCCUGUGGCACCACAACGAUGAUGGAUGGUGACUAUCUUGUCUAUGAGAACAAAAUGACUUCUUCCUAUGAAGUAGGGAUUGGACCACUUGGCUCGAUCACAAGAGACAGCAGUUAUGCGCUCCUCUUUCAGUGUCGUUAUUCUGGCACUGGUGUCGAGGCGCUGGUUGUUGUUGUCAACACUGUCCCUCCACCACCUCCUGUGUCUGCUCCUGGUCCUCUGAGUGCACAGCUUCGACUGGCUAACGGACAAUGUUCCGCUAAGGGAUGUGUACAAGACGAUCAGGCAUAUUCUUCAUUCUAUUCAAAUGAUGAGUACCCUGUGACAAAAGUCCUGAGAGAGCCGGUCUACGUUGAAGUGCGUAUUUUGGGGCGGACUGACCCUAACAUUGUUUUAAAACUGGAACAGUGUUGGGCAACCUCUAACCCUGAUCCUCUCAGCAUGCCACAGUGGCAUCUUCUUGUGAAUGGAUGUCCUUACCAGGAUGACCGCUACCUGACCAACACGAUUCCAGUGGAUGGAUCUUCAGGGCUCCAAUUUCCAACCCAUCACAAGCGGUUUACCUUGAAGAUGUUUACAUUUGUGGACUCCACAUCAAUGGCACCACUGUUUCAAUCAGUCUUCGUUCACUGCAGUACAUCAGUUUGCACCCCAACUGUAGCAGACUCCUGUGUCCAGAGCUGCAACAGGAGGAGGAGAGAUGCUGGGACUUCAGAAGAUGCUCCUCGUGCAGUUGUGUCGAGUGAAGAAAUCCGCUUCAGAAUUUGAGCGUCUUGAGUUUUUCCUGCAAUAAACAUAUUUUCUAAAUCUA